Molecule: messenger RNA, 3149 nt
Organism: Capsicum annuum
Lineage: Eukaryota; Viridiplantae; Streptophyta; Magnoliopsida; Solanales; Solanaceae
Product: cytochrome P450 734A4-like
Exons: 2
Coding region: 1566-2363 (265 amino acids)
Source: RefSeq, a predicted model, not a curated record
AAAUAUAUAGGUUAUUCAAUUUAACCAAGAAAAUAGUAAGAGUAUGAAGCAUGCAGACUGUUAAAGAUAAUUAUGAAAGAAGAAAUUACACCUUCAAUAUCUAUUACUUGUUGAUGCAUAGGGUGUAUCAUUUACCGGAUAAUAUAAUAGAAAACUCUCAAAACUAUUUACCACGAACAUAUAAAUAUUUGCAAGAGUAAAUGAAUAAUUCUUCUAACUUACCUUUUAAAAUUGAUGAAUUGCUCUAAAUUCUUAACAACCAUUUCAACUUUCAAAUGUUUUAUUGACUAACAUGAUCAUCUUUUUGCCCUGAAUAUGACAAGUUGACGACUAAUAAUUUAGUAGUUUUGAAUAUGAAAAGACAUGCCAUGUUGGAAUAAUGUUGUAUUUUCUUCAUUGGAUCGGGUUGAUUCACCCGUUCCAUUCACCUGUUUCACUGCACUCGUCAACAUUAUUUGCUGAUGGAUUACGUGGCUUGAGAAUAAUUUAAUGAUGAUGAUUUCGUCCAACUUCAGCACAUCAUUAUACAUAUUAUGCACAUAUUAUUUUAUUUCUUUUGUAUAUCUUAUGGUUAAUCUUUUGUUUUCUACCUUAUUUAAAAGUCUUUUGUUUCCUACUUUAUUUAGAAUUUAAACGAUCAAUCAAGAAAAUAAGAAAAAAAAUUUCACAAAUUCUUUGUCUUUCUUUUCCUCAAUUUAUUUCAAUUUCUUACAUGCCGGCAAUAAUAUAAAAAAAAGAUUAUUAAGUUUUUAUUUUAAAGAAUAUAAAUAAUGGAGGAGAAGUAAUUUACACAUAUAGAUUUUUUUUUACAAUAAAAGGAAAUAUGUAAGUAGAAAAAUUAUCAAAGAAUAAAAAAAAUAAAAUAAACAGACCUCCUUAGUGAAAGAGAGAUAACACAUCACCCCUUUUUGCCUAGUUUUAUUAUUUUAUGCUCUACGCGUCCCAUAUAGUUAUCUCAAAUUACUUGUCACCCAUAUAGUUAUCUCAAAUUACUUGUCAAUUUAUAAAAUUUAAAAAGAAUCAAUCAAUUACAUACCCAAAUUUAUGAAGUUCCAGAAAAAAGUUUCGUAAAUAAUAAAUUAAUUAACUAUCUAUAGUUUUAUUCAUAACUUCUUGAGGAGAAUAUAGAAGAGAAAGUGGACGACUUGCAUAAGAUUGAAGUUUGUGCCAAACCUUAUUACUCUUUAUUCAUCAUAUGACUCAUUUUUCCCUUUUAUCAAUAAAAAAGCUACACAUUUCUAUAUUUAUUACUACAAUUUAAUUUUAAAAUAUUUAUUUAUUUUUAAUAAAUUCAUAUAUAACAACAUAAAUAUCUACUUAUAACAUAUUUUAAAUUAUAAAGUUUGAAAAACAUUUUUUUUUUAAUAAAAAUUCAUUUCAAGUCAAACUACAUCAUAUAAGUUCAACGAGGGAUUGCAUCACUAAGCGUAUGCUUGAAAAAGGUUUCUGACAAAAAGUACAUUUUCUUUGGUUCUUUCACACAAAUAAUUGGGAUGUUCGGAAUAUGAUUUACAGAGGUAGAAAUUAAUAACCAAGUCUAAGAAGCUUGUUCUUACUCGAACUAGAUGGCCAAAAUUCAAAUGAUGGUAACAUAUUUUUGUGCUGCCAUAGUAAUUAUUAGUAAUCUGUUUGUGUGUCUAUGGAGAGUACUGAAUUGGAUUUGGUUCAGUCCAAAGAAGUUGAAGAAGUUGUUGAAGAAUCAAGGUCUAAAAGAGAAUUCAUACAGAAUAUUGUAUGGUGACAUGAAAGAACUUUUGGGGAUGACUAAGGAAGCUACCUCAAAGCCCAUGAAUCUGUCUGAUCAUUAUAUAGUCCCAAGAAUGUUUCCUUUCUUUCUUGAAAUCAUCAAGAAAUAUGAGACUCCUUUCACUGCACUAGCACCACCUGUCUUCAAAGGUGAAGGCUAUCAUGUCUGGGCAGUAAGAGUGGAGGCAUAUAUGGAGGCAAACGAUUUGUGGGAAACUGUUGAGGAGGACUACGAAGUUCCUCCCUUGCCUGAAAAUUCAACCAUGGCGCAUAUGAGGAAUCACAAGGAAAAGAAAACAAGAAAAUCAAAGGUUAGAGCAACGUUAUUCGCUGCAGUCUCAUCUGAAAUCUUUGUCAGGAUUAUGACAUUGAAAUCAGUUUUUGAGGUCUGGAAUUUCCUAAAGAAAAAAUAUGAAGGAGAUGAACGGAUCAAAGGUAUGCGUACUCUUAACCUGAUCCGAGAAUUUGAAUUUCAGAAGAUGAAGGAUUCAGAGACAAUCAAAGAGUAUUCUGAUAGAUUACUCAACAUUUCCAACAAUGUAAGAUUACUUGGCUCUGAAUUUUCUGAUUCUAGAUUGGUUCAAAAAAUUCUAGUAAUAGUCCCCAAAAGGUUUUGAAACAACUAUUUACGCACUGAAAAAUUCUAAGAAUUUAUCACAGAUUAGUUUGGCAGAACUAUUGAAUGCUUUGCAGGCACAAGAAUAGAGAAGACUUAUGAGGUCCGAAGGAUCUGUUGAAGGUGAACUACCUGCAAAAGUUCAAUCAAACCAGGGAUACCAAGGAAAGAAGAAGUGGAACAACAAGGAAAACUCAGGUUCUCAUUCUCCUGGGAUCAAUAGGGGAGCGAAACAUAAUUUUCCUUCUUGCAAGCAUUAUGGAAAGAAGGGUUAUCCACCGUUCAAAUGCUGGAGAAGGCCAGACCAACAGUGUGAGAUAUAUCAGCAGAUGGGACAUCAUCAGAAGGUUUGCAAGAACAACACUUAGCUAACUAAUGUUGCACAGGUAGCUAAUCAGGAAGAUGAAGAACAACUCUUUGUAGCGACAUGUUUGACAAUUAGCUGCUCGAGUGACAAGUAGCUUAUUGACAGUGGUUGCACAAACUACAUGAUAUUUGAUCAUGAUCUCUUCAAGGAGUUGGAUACUUCAGUAGUUUUCAAAGUACAAGUUGGUAAUGGAGACUAUAUUUCUGCUGAAGGCAAAGGUACUAUGGAAAUGAAAUGCUCCUCAGGUAUAAAACUAAUCAAAGAUGUGCUUUUUUGUACCUAAUAUUAGUCAUAGUCUGUAAAGUGUUAGCCAGAUGCUUGAGAAUAGUUUCAAACUUCUCUUUGAAUCCAAUUACUGUCAAAUCAAGGAUGAAGAUGACAAAAACUUAUUCAAGGUAAUGAUGAAGGGAAAGAUCUUUA